UUGCUAACGUCCGUUGCAAAUUGCAGACAGAACCAAUUAUUGUAUGCCACUUCGUAAGAUGGGCAUUGGCCAUUCUCUAAAAUCUCUAUUUAAAGGGAAAGUUACAAAACCCACAUGCAUAUAUACCCACUACACUCACAUCCAUCUCCACUGUUCUCUAAACAAGUUGAGUUCAAAAUCAAAAUCUAAAUCAAAAGAAAGGAGCAUUUCUUACAUACCCCCCCAACCCACGACAUGCCUCUGUUUCUGAUCUUACUUCUGCAGAUAGUCGCUGUGACAUCAUCGGAUCUCCGACCUGGGUUUUACUCAAAGACAUGUCCACAAGCUGAAAUCAUAGUCCGAGAUGUCAUGAAGAAGGCCCUUAUGAGGGAACCCAGAAGUGUUGCCUCUGUUAUGCGCUUCCAGUUCCAUGAUUGCUUCGUCAACGGGUGUGAUGCUUCUAUGUUGCUUGAUGAUACACCAACCAUGCUUGGGGAGAAACUCGCACUCUCAAAUAUAAAUUCGCUUAGAUCAUUUGAAGUUGUUGAUGAAAUCAAGGAAGCCCUCGAGAACGCGUGCCCUGCCGUUGUUUCUUGUGCUGAUAUCAUAAUCAUGGCUGCUAGAGAUGCUGUCGCUCUGACAGGUGGACCCGACUGGGAGGUGAAGUUGGGGAGAUUGGAUAGCUUGAGCGCUAGUCAAGAAGACUCAAACAACAUUAUGCCAAGCCCAAGAGCGAAUGCAAGCUAUCUUAUUGACCUCUUUCAGAAAUUUAACCUUACCGUAAAAGACCUGGUAGCACUCUCAGGAUCUCACUCUAUUGGCCAAGCUCGUUGUUUUUCCAUCAUGUUUAGGCUAUACAAUCAAUCUGGAACUGGAAGGCCUGACCCUGCCAUUGACCCUAUGUUUAGAGAAGAGCUUGACAAGCUAUGCCCACUAGAUGUUGACCAAAAUGUGACAGGGAACCUUGAUUCCACCCCUCUGCUGUUUGAUAACCAAUAUUUCAAGGACUUGGUUGCUGGGAGGGGAUUUCUUAAUUCUGAUCAAACACUUUUCACAUUCCCCAGGACCAGGUAUUUUGUGAAGUUAUAUAGUAAACAGCAAAGUGAGUUUUUCAAAGCCUUUGUGGAAGGGAUGUUGAAAAUGGGUGAUUUGCAGUCUGGUCGGCCUGGGGAGGUUAGGACCAAUUGCAGGGUGGUCAAUGAUCAUGUCCUGUUUCAGUCUCAACACAAGACCGAGAAUUACCAUAAAUCAAUAUAAAUAAAUGCAUGCCAUUUACGAUUCAUGCAUUAUAUGGUAUCCAAAUUUUCAAUCUAUGAAACAAUUUACAAAAGUAUGAAACCGACAUAAACGCAUUGUAGCUAAUUUUAGUAUAAGACUUAUUUCAUGAUUCCGUCCAGUGAUAUGCAAGUCUCUAUCAUCCUUUUUAGUUGUCAUGCUUCCUAGUAACUAUUUUAACAUGGACUAGUUGGCAUGAAUAACAUAAGGUCAUACCCGAUAACAGAGUUCAGGAAAACUUAGUGCACCGAGGGAGCUGUUGAGGGAUGAAGUAGUUUGCAUUUUAUAUGUGAAUAUGGUAGAACAAUUCACUGUUAUGCAGAGAAAAAUCUCUAUGUUCUGUCUUGACUACGAAGUAGCUAAUUUACAGAGGAAAAUAAAGUUUACAUCAGUACACAGGAAAAGACUCGGAACAAAAGAAAAUGCCAAGUAUCAUACUAUCAUACUACUUGUCCAUAUUCAGUCAACAAACCCAUACUACUGGCAGUUAAUAACAAAACAUCUAAGUACAAUACACAACAAGCUUUCCCAUUACGUACCGAGUCGAUUUGAAAUGUGAAAGCAAUUGGAAAUCUUGGGAUAUUCAAGAUAUUUUCUAGUUCCUUACGGGGUUUGCCGUCAAUUUCCAAUUUUUGAUCAUUAAGAUUUGUGAUCAAAACAGAUUAAUAGUUGAAGAUAGAUAUUACCUCUCCCUUUCCUUUUCCAAAAAAAAGUUAUUGAAGUUAUUCUAUCUGGAUUAUUCCAAAAAAAAGAUAGAUAUUGAUCAUUAAGAUAGAUAUGUUAGGUUUAAUUCCUUUGACUGGCUUAUUUGUAACUGCAUACUUAUAAUACCAACGAAUAGUCAGUUUACUGGGGCGGCUUUCAUUGGUCUUUUCCUCGUAUGACAAAACUUAGAUGGGAUUCUAUAAUCUUUUCCUAAACAAGUGUAACUCUAAUUUUUCCUCCAACACACUAUUUAUUAAAUCCCCAUGAUGAAACAGCACCUACAAAACUCUCAUCUAAGAUGCUAAGUUUUAAAUUUAAAUUAGAUUAAGAAAACGGGAAAAUUAAAAAAUAUAUAUUUAAUUUAAAAUCUUGCUAAUAGUCAGCAAUUGUUUUUUUAAUUUCUAGUGAUAAACAAUCAAUUAGUCACCAAUUGAGGAAAUCAACAUCCAGUUUGAGGAAAUCUAAAAAUAAUUAGCCACUCUAGCUAAAAAUGUAACAAAACACUUAAAUAUGUUGCCUCAUGAAAAGUAAAAAGCAUUGAAUAACAAUGCUCCUCCACAGUUUGAAAUUCUUACCUGGAUUGCUAUGACCUCUCUCCCUUUGUCAGUCUGACUCACUCAUUGCUCUCAGAUUCCAUGCCUCUCAUUAAUAUAUAGUAGGUAUUUCUCUCAUUCAUUUGGUUGUUGAUGUUUGGUUUCCUUUAGCUAUGAUCUCUGAUUGCAGGACGCAUAAAAAUGAACAGUGCUAAAGAUUCAGCUAAUUUAAACAAAAUUGUACACUCUACAUGCCACUCUGCAUGGGUUUUAUCAUCAUGUACAGACAACUUACCAAGCAACACAAGCAUACAACAGCAAGAAGUUGUACCUCAUUUUGAUGCUCAUCAUAGUCAUGGGCCUCCUUUGUAAAGAUAUGCCAGUAUUCUGUGCCUAUAGCCCUUGAUCUCUGUCAACAGUUGCAGCAUCAUUCACAUGAGUAAUUCUAGCAAUACAUUCUUCACUAUUUGUUAAAAUUUAUUGAAAACAAAAAAAGUAUGAUAGAGAAGCAUUAAUUUAAGAGUGAGAAAGAAAUUUUUGUAGUUUUCAAUAAAUUUUAACAAAUAGUACAGGGUAUGUUACAAAGAGUGUGUAUUCAGUAUGUUACUAACAUUACUCCAUUCACAUUGCAUACGAUAGCAGCCUAGCACUUCCUUCCACGUCAAGCUUUCAGGACGCAGUCUUGCUUUGAUGAUUCCCUUCCUUGCACCUGCAGGCUUUAUAACCACAUUCACCAAUCAUUUCCUUUCCCAUUUUCAUCUUGGUUGACAGUUCCUGAACUGUCCAUUAUUUGUUCCCUCUUCCUGCACAUAUGCCCCCAAAACCCCAACAUCACCAACAGGUCAUCUCUUUCUGUAGAGGCAAGGCUCCAAGCUUUAUUGACUACUGCACAGCCAAUUAUUUCUGGAGCCAACCCUCAAAUGUCAAAUGCAUUGAUAAUUGAUUGAGAAGAUCAAGCAAGGGGAAGGGCGAAAAUGUCAUCCAAUAAAUAAGGGGCAAGUAGGAAAAAAAAUGGAAAGGAGGGAGUGGGGGUACAUGCUUGUGGCACCAUCUUUCCAAUCUAUUGAAAACAACAAAUGUAUCAGAAAGUGAAAAAUGCACAAUCUUUUAAAUCAUACUAGAACGAGUUUCAUCCAUAAAGAAACGAUAAGAAUCAUUCCUGAUGCAAACUGGGUUUUAACCUUUACUAACUAGGAAUGGUACAAGUUGGAGAAAUAAUAAC
Abrus precatorius (Indian licorice) is the source of this 3714-nucleotide messenger RNA. Its product is annotated as peroxidase 17. Gene Ontology annotation, molecular function: heme binding; peroxidase activity. The transcript is spliced from 3 exons. Gene Ontology annotation, biological process: response to oxidative stress; hydrogen peroxide catabolic process. The record is from RefSeq and is a predicted model, not a curated record. Lineage: Eukaryota; Viridiplantae; Streptophyta; Magnoliopsida; Fabales; Fabaceae. Bases 235 to 1236 code for a protein of 333 amino acids.